AGAAGCCCGCCUCCUGGUGAAAGUCCUUGCUGGAUUCCUGCGGGGUAGUCUUAUACGCUGUAAUCAAGACCAACCCAUAAGCCCCUGCAAUUGAUUGGAGCGGCUUCUAAAAUGGGGCGGCUUCAGGGGAAGGUAAUACUACUCUCUGCUGCAGCCCAAGGAAUUGGCCAAGCUGUGGCUAAAGCUUUUGCAAAAGAAGGAGCUCAAGUUAUUGCUACAGAUAUCAAUGAGUCCAAACUUCGAGAACUGGAAAGUUAUCCAGGCAUUCAGAUCCAGGUGCUCGAUGUCACCAAGAAAGAGCAAAUUGAAAAGCUGGCCAAGGAGCUGAAGAGAAUCGAUGUUUUGUGCAAUAUUGCAGGUUUUGUUCAUCAUGGGACUAUUUUGGACUGUGAGGAAGAAGACUGGGCCUACACAAUGGAAGUCAAUGUUCGUAGCAUGUAUCUCAUGAUCAAAACAUUCUUGCCUAAGAUGCUUGAGCAGAAAUCCGGUAACAUUAUCAACAUGUCUUCUGUGGCAUCCAGUAUCAAAGGGAUUCCCAACAGAUGUGUCUAUAGUACUUCAAAAGCAGCAGUUAUUGGUCUCACCAAGUCUGUAGCUACUGACUUCAUUGAAAAAGGAAUCAGAUGCAACUGUGUUUGUCCUGGCACCGUUGACACUCCUUCUCUGAGGGAAAGAAUCCAAGCAAGACCUAAUCCAGAACAGGCACUAAAAGAUUUUCUCGCCAGGCAGAAGAUGGGCAGAUUGGCUACCGCUGAGGAAAUUGCCCACCUCUUUGUAUAUCUGGCUUCUGAUGAAUCAGCAUACAUGACUGGCAAUGAAUGCAUCAUUGAUGGUGGAUGGAGUAUGUGACCAGCUUCUGCAGACAUUCUACCUGCAAAUUAGUGUUCUCAGUAUUCCAGAAGAUAAAAAGGACAAGCUAUAUGCACAUCUAACAAUCAUGUCAAAUUAAUUACUAUAAUAAAAAUUCAUACAAUUUGUUAAGUA
Messenger RNA from Protobothrops mucrosquamatus (brown spotted pit viper), 984 nucleotides. RefSeq names its product 3-hydroxybutyrate dehydrogenase 2 (gene BDH2). The record is from RefSeq and is a predicted model, not a curated record. The transcript is spliced from 11 exons. Gene Ontology annotation, cellular component: cytoplasm. Gene Ontology annotation, molecular function: 3-hydroxybutyrate dehydrogenase activity. NCBI's taxonomy places the organism in Eukaryota, Metazoa, Chordata, Lepidosauria, Squamata, Viperidae. Bases 112 to 849 code for a protein of 245 amino acids. Gene Ontology annotation, biological process: siderophore biosynthetic process.